Anopheles nili is the source of this 1296-nucleotide messenger RNA. Its product is annotated as nuclear pore complex protein DDB_G0274915-like. Lineage: Eukaryota; Metazoa; Arthropoda; Insecta; Diptera; Culicidae. The transcript is spliced from 2 exons. The coding region runs from base 1 to 1296 and encodes 431 amino acids. The record is from RefSeq and is a predicted model, not a curated record.
AUGGCGCUUGGAUUGGUGACGGCCCAAUCUUCCUCCUCGACGUCCUCAGGUAGUGGCGCGUCGGAAUCGAGCGGGAUCAGCAGACUUGGAAGUGGUGAGCAGUCAACGCCACCGAGUUCAACCGCAGCCGAUGGUGGUCACAUUGUCAGUGCCGUGGCAAAACGCGGUCGCUUGCUCAUCCGCCAACAGCGCAUCAAGAAGGAAAGCGAUUCCUCCGCUACGGGACAGCAAGAGUACGAACCGGAUACGCCAUCGGACGAUAGCCCGACGACGCAAUAUGGGCACCAGCAUCUUCUGACCGUGCCAUCACCCCAUCGCUUCGAACGCCAGGUGUCCGAACCGAUCUUGCCUCUGUCCUCGUCGAUAUCCGUCAUCGGUGGCACGAGCAGUGGCAGUCCCGGUGGUGGUGUAUCCGGCGAGGUUGGCCGUCAAGGCUCGACUGAUCGGCCUCAUGGUCACCUACUAUCGGUGCCUACCCAGCAAGCGUACCUGGUGAAGCAGCACUCGCAUCCAUUAUUACCGAGCCAAACAUCCUCCAGCAGUGGCGUUGGCCAUGGAGGCACUGCUCCGUCGUUUCACUCGAUGCAAUCGUACACUCUGCAGCGGCAGCUCUCUCAUCCUGGCACGGGUCAAAUCGGCAGCUCGACUCCACUCACGUUGGUGACGAGUAGCAGUGGCUCCACGCACUACCUUACUCCGUCGUCGUCGUUGAAGACGGACUCCGAUGAGGAGGGAGGCAGCAUCCCGAUCGUAACGGCCAGCGCCGUUCCGACGAUUCAGCUGCAAUCGAGCAUUGAGCGAACGAGUGCCAGCCCGACGGUGGUCAUCGUUCCAGUGGACCACGCCACACAACCUGUAGCCGGUGGCAAUGGUAUGAGUGGAUCCAUCAACACCAGCGAGCAGCCGGUAAACACCGUCACGAUAACGUCUGCCCUGGCCAGCACCAUCCGUAUCAAGGGCGAAGAAUUGGCUCGGUCGAUAUCAACUCCAUUGACUUCUUCCCGUUCCUCCGACAUACCGGGACUAGACAAUCCGCGGUCGAGCCACUGUCCGGUAGUGCGCGAAGGGCCUGCCCUCGGUUGCAACUUCUGUUGGAACACGAUCGACGCUCACGGGCGCAUCUUGCGGCGCAAAACCAAGUACCACUGUCCGGAAUGCCAGACGAACCUGUGCAUCGUGCCGUGCUUCCAGGAGUACCACGAGCGUCAAUCGGCGGAAAACCCUACACCGACGAAUGACAGCGGCGGUGGGACGAAAUCGAACCUGCGGCAUUACUCUAAGUCAGGGUCGAUGUAA